Fraxinus pennsylvanica is the source of this 2631-nucleotide messenger RNA. The record is from the annotation of a GenBank genome assembly. NCBI's taxonomy places the organism in Eukaryota, Viridiplantae, Streptophyta, Magnoliopsida, Lamiales, Oleaceae.
AUGGCAAAGAGGAAGCUUAUAUUGAUUUGUCAGUCUGGUGGUGACUUUGUGACCAAUGAUGACGGGACCUUAUCAUACAAAGGAGGAGAAGCAAAUGCUGUAAAUAUCAAUGACGAAACUCGGUUUGAUGAUCUCAAAUUGAAAUUGGCUGAGAUGUGUAAUUUGAAUCACGGGACAAUCUCGAUCAAGUAUUUCCUCCCGGGAAACAGUAGAAAUCUCAUCACACUAAGAAAUGACAAGGAUCUACAGAGGAUGAUUGAUUUUCAUGGGAUUUCAGUGACUGCUGAUAUCUUUGUUAAUGGAAAAGAAGGAUUUGACUGUGAUGCUGUCAAAGUACAGGAAAGCAGGGGGAGCGACAUAAAACUGGCUGAGACUGUGAACCCUGUUGCACCCUCAGCUAAUGCUAAACAGGUUGUCAAUGAUGUUCAACCGUGUGCUUCCCAUGCUAAUGCUGCACCUAAUGAUUCUCUCUCUCCUGUUUCUGCUCCGGGUUCUACGGUAGUAGCUGGUGCAACUGCAAAGAAUUUGGGACGACCCAGUCGAGCAUCAACUGCCUCAACCCCCUCUUCUGGACCUGGUGCUGACUAUGAUUCGGACUAUGCACCGCUUGUAGAGCUUGCUGUUCAUGCAGCUGCUCAGUCCUCAACUGGCCUUCCUACAGGUGGUAGCCCAGCAGAUACUGUUAAGAAGCGAAGGCGCAUGGCCUUAAAAAAAAAUGGUCCCCGGGGUCCAACUACUUCUUCAGCUGCUGAUAAUGGCAGGAAAAAAAGAUCAAGGAAGAAAAAUAUCUCUGCAGUCAAUGACGACUUAGAGGAGCAUCAAAGAUAUAAUUCUCUGGGGAAUGAUGAUCAUGACAUCCUAUCUGUUCAUGAUGAUGAUGAUGAUUUGCCAGAAAACUUAGUUUUGUCGUGGAAAGAUUAUAUUACAGGUGUGGGCCAGGAGUUCAAAAGUGUGAAAGAGUUCCGGGAGGCACUGCAGAAGUAUGCUAUUGCUCACCGCUUUGUAUAUAAAUUGAAAAAGAAUGAUACUAUUCGUGCUCGUGGCAUAUGCGCUGCAGAAGGAUGUUCUUGGAAGAUUCAUGCAUCUAGGGAUUCUACGUCUCAGUCAUUUCAGAUUAAAAAGUUCAACAAUACGCAUACAUGUGGUGGGGAAUCUUGGAAGAAUGAUAACCCAGCAAAGAAGUGGUUGGUUGGUGUUAUAAAGAACAAGUUACGUGAGUCCCCACAUCACAAAACCAAGGAAAUUUCUAACAGCAUCUCACAGGACUUUGGAAUUCAGUUAACAUAUACACAAGUGCGGCGUCGAAUUAGGGAUGCCAGAGAGCAACUUCAGGGUUCAUAUAAGAAGUCUUACAAUUGGUUGCCUUGGUUCUGCAAGAAGGUGGUGGAAACAAAUCCUGGUAGUAUUGUCAAGGUUGUCACUAAUGAUGAGAAAAGGCUUCAGUGCCUUUUUGUCUCAUUUUAUUCUUCUAUAAAUGGCUUCCAUGGUGGUUGCCGUCCCAUUCUUUUUCUUGAAUCUACAUCUCUACGAUCGAAGUACCGAGAAAUUUUGUUGACAGCAACUGCAGUCGAUGCAGAUGAUGGUUUCUUCCCAGUUGCAUUUGCUAUAGUUGAUGUUGAAAAGAAGGACAACUGGCUAUUGUUUCUGAAGCAACUAAAAUCUGCAAUUUCUACUUCACAAUCCAUAACUUUCGUCUCAGAUAGAGAGAAGGGGUUGAAGGAGUCUAUUCUCGAGGUAUUUGAGAAUGCUUGCCAUGGUUAUUCCAUGUUCCACCUCAUGAAAAGUUUCAAGAGGAACAUGAAAGGGCCAUUCCAUGGGGAUGGAAGAUGUGUCCUACCUGAAAGUUUUCUGGCCGCUGCCCAUGCUGUCCGACUUAAUGAUUUCAAAAAGUUCACAGAGCAAAUUAGACAGAUCUCACCACAUGUUUAUGAUUGGGUUAUUCAAAUUGAACCCGAGAACUGGACUUGUUUGUCAUUCAAAGGUGAGCAGUAUAAUCAUAUCACACAAAAUGUUGCAGAAUCGUACACUAAGCUGAUGGAGGAAAAACGGGAAUUAACUAUAAUGCAGAAGAUAGAAGCACUGAGGUGCAUGAUGAACGAGUUGAUAAAUAGUCGUCAAAUAGAAUCGAGUAAAUGGACUACACAACUCACUCCCUCGAAAGAGAAAUUUAUGCAAGAAGCUGUUCUUAAAGCAUUUGGACUGAGAGUCUUUGCCUCGUCAGAUAUUCUGUUUGAGGUCCAUGAUAAUUCUACUCAUGUAGUGAAUGUUGAAAAACGGGAAUGUACAUGCCUAGAAUGGAAAGAAAGUGGGCUUCCAUGCUACCAUGCUAUUGCUGCCUUGAAUUUUGCUGGGAAGAAUGUUUAUAACUACUGUUCAAGAUAUUUCACCACUGAGACUUACCAAUCAACGUAUUCGAAGUCCAUAAACCCUAUUCCUGGCAUUGAUAAGCCCAUGCAAAAAGAAAAUGGCGACUCAGAUACCGUGGAAGUGCUUCCUCCUUGUCCCCCUCGUAUGCAAAAUCAACACGAGGAAGAAGAGAGCAAAACAGAGAAUCCAGACAAGAAGACAGUCACUUGUACCAGGUGCAAGCAGCUUGGGCAUAACAAAUCUUCAUGCAAGGACGACAUAUAG